GAGCGCAGCGCAGACAGGAACAGCUGAAAAAGAACAACAAAGCCACGACGACGGCGACGACCACCGCACAAACAACACAUGUUCACCCAAAAUACACGGCACUAAAUCGGUGACACCGUCGCGGGUGGGAUCGUUGGUCGCCACAAAAUCCAGUUCGAGAAGCCUUUGUUGAUCACUUCCUUGUUGGGCUCCUUGAACAAUGGGGCGUAUCUUCUUGGACCACAUUGGCGGGACACGCCUCUUCUCCUGUGCCAACUGUGAUACUAUCCUGACUAAUAGGUCUGAGCUCAUCUCUACUCGCUUCACAGGAGCCACGGGCAGAGCGUUUCUCUUCAACAAGGUGGUGAACCUCCAGUAUAGCGAGGUGCAGGACAGAGUGAUGCUUACUGGCAGGCACAUGGUGAGGGACGUCAGCUGCAAGAACUGCAAUAGCAAGCUGGGUUGGAUCUAUGAGUUUGCUACCGAGGACAGCCAGCGAUACAAGGAGGGCCGUGUCAUCCUGGAGAGGGCGCUGGUCAGGGAGAGCGAGGGCUUCGAAGAGCAUGUCCCUUCAGACAACUCAUGAGCCCAGCCUUGGAUUAACUCGUCACUCCCAUGUCCUCCUUUCCUUCUCCUUUAUCUGCUCCGCUGCACACAGCCAUCUGCAGACUUAGUGGUCAGUGAAGUCUUCACUUCACCUCACCCCCCAAAUCCUCGGCCUGUAACCUUUGACCUUUGCUGAUUGGAAGAUUGAUUGGCUGGAUCUAUUCUUACUGAAUAGGCUUCCUCAAAAUACCUCCUGAUUUAUCUCUCACAGGGCACCCCCCAAAACAGCUGGGGACACAGCUAGGGAGUUCACUUGCUCAAGUGUCCAUGCACGCUCACACAGAACUCUGAACACUGUUGCACAUGGCAUGCUCCACACCCUUUCACAUCUAUUUAAAUGCAUGCAUAAUAGUCGACAUGGUCAACCACACAAGAAAUUACAUCAUUGUUUUUAGAUAGCCGGAGACAUUAAAACAAAAAUAGUGUAUGUCCAGCAUCGAGACAUGGGCAAAGCAACUAGCCCACUCUACACCACACUGUUAGCUAACAUGGAGAUGUUGUCCUAGUCGUACUGCUUUUGUUGGGCGUGUGGUCCUGUAUUGUGAGUUUUGUUCCAAUGUGAGUAUUUGUCAUUGGUGAGCAUUGGAUGCUGUUAUUACCAUGAUAGCUAUUAUUUCCAUAUCAGUUACCAUUCUUACUUGGUAGUGUAAUGUAAAGGAAUGUGGUAUUGUUUAAACCUAUGUUCUCUUCCACAUGAUACAGUGUGAAAUACACCGGUUCAAGUCAUAUUCAAACAUUCAUUGUAUUUGAUGAUGGAAGGAGUUUCAGUUUUAGAUAUGGUUGCCAUGAUUGUGUUCAUUUUGAUUUACAUGACUUUAGUGAAAUGGCUUAAUUUUGCCAUUAGUACAGUUAAAACUCAGAGUGUGGAAUUGAUCUCCAGUGCAAUCUGUGCGUCCCAUGAUUUCAUACAGUCUCCAUCUGUCAGCAUGGAUGCUAUGCUUAUGUGCGUGUGCAAUGUGAGGAGGGAUAUUAGCAGGAUCAUGUACCUUCCAGCCAUGUCUCCUCAGUGUAAGGAGAGGGAUAUUUUUGAGCCGAGAUGUAGACAUUCUCAUUCUCUGGCUGUCUGCUGCCUUUAGGCACAUUUGGUCUUAAGAUGAACUGUUCCUUCUAACACAAAGCCAGCUGAAAUGGAGUAGGAACUCUUUUAGUAUAACUGUUUCUCCUCUUCUGACUAGGUCAGAGCCUCCCUCUCAGAUCCUCAGUGUCCUGCGAUGAUGUCAUUCAAAAUGUCAGAUUGCAAUCCAAAGCAAAAAGCCAAAUGAUUGCGCUUCACUUGACACCCAGGCAUUUUGGCCAUUUUGUAAUGUAUUUUUUGGCUGAGCUAAAGGCACAGCAGAAUACAUGGCCAAUACAAGGUUAAACAUAGUUCAACAUUUAGGUGCGCAUGCCUGGACUCAUGGCCAAAGUGGCCCAGUCAUCACUGGGGACAUCCAGUCCUGUUAAUAGUUUGGCUUGGCUUUUAAAGAGUCAUGAAAUAUUCUGUUCAAGCAAGACCAUGCCAGCUGUCAAUUACACAAAAAAGUCAACCUAGCAAUACAAGGCUUCUACAGGACACCGCAUCCUCAUACCCAAGUCAGUGUGCAGUUGAUGAACAUGACAGAGUAUCAUUAUCAUUUAUUGUUCAAUUUUAUCAUUUUAUUGAUAGGCUGUUUGUUAUUGGAUUACUAUUAGUAUGAUUAUUAUUUUAUUUACUGAUUUGUUUAUCUUAUUCUAUAUAUUUUGCUCAAUAUGAGGUUUGAAAAAAGUGUUUUUCCUCUUUUGGCUCUAGCAGGAUUUCCUUUGUUGUGAUUCAUGAAUAAAGAUGUAGUCUUGCUGAGAA
Molecule: messenger RNA, 2404 nt
Organism: Myripristis murdjan (pinecone soldierfish)
Lineage: Eukaryota; Metazoa; Chordata; Actinopteri; Holocentriformes; Holocentridae
Product: protein yippee-like 5
Exons: 3
Coding region: 200-565 (121 amino acids)
Source: RefSeq, a predicted model, not a curated record